GGCCGCGCUUGGAAAGGUCUAUCGCCCGACCGACUGUGGCAGAGCCGCCAAUCAUGCUGCUAGAGAUCAAUUACGCAUUCAUAAUCUGCUUCGGCUGGACAUCUGCCGAUGUCGCUGGAAUUUGGCGCGUCUGAAUAUAGAGGGUGGGUUCGACACUCUUCCAUCACCCACAUUUCCCCACGGUGAAACGUCGAGGAGAGAUUGCGCCAGCUUCUCUCAUACCAUUGGAAGGCGUCUCAUAGGUCUUUUGACGGAUCAAUUCGCUGAGGCGUACACACAACCUCAAGAUGCAUUUCCAACAGACACAGUCCGCUGGUCCUGGGGCGGAGCAGAAAGAGUCGCCAAAGGUCUUCACCAAGCAGUCUUCAAGUCUGCCUUUUGGCGAGCAACUGCCUCUCGGCUCGAUCAGUGGGCCUACCUACCUGACCGCGCAGACACUCGUCCAGCAGGUUGCAUACGCCUUGUCUGACAAGAUCUUUGCCUACUCCGCCGAGUCGUUCGACUUGGAUGUGGCGAUCAAGAGCUGGCAGCAGCAGGGCGAGAAGAAUGCCUUUGGCUACCAGACUGGUGUCUCCUCGCUGGAGACAAGAACUGGUGCUGGCGCAAUCGCGCUUGGGUACCUUUUCUCCAAGGACUUCGACCUCGCCAAGCGCCACAUUCCUCAGUCGAUCGUCGCCUCCUCCUCGACCUUGAACUACCUGCGCCCGGCGCUCGACCAGCUGUCGCUUCUCUACUCGGUCGCCAACCCAGUCACCGCGCACGUCGCCGCCGUCGACUACUCCGCGAACUCGAGUGCGGGCCUUGUCACCGACUAUGUUUCGUCCCUCACCCUCGCUGAGGACCUCGGCCUCGGCCUCGUGUGCAGCCCGUCUGUUUUCGAGGCUCAGCACAUGGCGCUCUUUGCCACCCUCCUCUCGAGCGUCAUCCCUACAAUCCACACAUACGAUGGCAUCAGCGUUGGUCGCGAGACUGCCCGGCUGGUGGACACUCUGGACCAAAGCAGGCUGCACAACAGCUACCAAGCUGUCCUGAAGGCUGUUUCUGAGGUCGACAAGAAGCACUCCGACAAUGCUGGCCGCCUAGUCCGCCUGCUCCAAGCCUUCAACGACGAGUUCGGUGAGGAUUACAGGCUAUUCGACUACUACGGUCAUGAGGAGCCCGAGAGCGUCCUUGUUGUCUUCGGCACUGUCGAGGCAUCCCUGACUGCUCAGGUUGCCAACGCUCUGUCCAAGGAUGGUGACAAGGUUGGUGUCAUCAACGUCCGUGUCUACAGACCCUUCGUUGAAGAGGCUUUCCUUGAGGUGCUUCCCAAGAGCGCUCAGCGCAUUGCUGUUCUUGGCCAGGUCAAGGACGAGGCUGCUGUGCUUGACGCUGCAGAGUACUCUCGCCUGUACUCGGACGUUUUGGCCGCUACCCAGUUUGCCUUCGACCGAAACAUUGAGGUCUCUGACAUCAAGUACUCUCGCGAGCAGGUCUGGACUCCCAGCAACGUUCUCGAUGUUUUCCGUCAGAUCUACUCUGAGAAGAAGGCGGGCGAGGAGUCGCGCUCAUACGUCAACAUUCUCAACACUGCCGAUGUCAAGCAGUACACCUUCUGGGACCUGGACGAGUCACCAGCUGCCACAGCCCCUGCAGUCGUCGGCAAGCUUCUGUCAUCCGACUCGUCCAAGAACGUCUUCGUACGUGAGGGCCACGACAACCUUGUCUGUGGUGGUGUUACUCGCGUUGAUAUUCGCAAUGCGGACUACACUAUUGAGGCCCCGUACGCCAUCGAGGAAGCCGAUGUUGCAGCUGUUGGCGAUAUCUCGAUCCUUAGCGCCUUUGACGUUAUCAACAGCAUCAAGGCUGAUGGCUCCAUCAUUAUUCAGCUUCCUGGUGUCAAGGACGAAGACCUUGAGAAGAAGCUGUCUCCCGCGUUCCGCAAGGCACUGUUCGAGAAGGACAUUUCUUUGUUCAUCAUGGAUCCCACUGAAUCGGAGACCGUUGUCGAGGAGGCUACUCUUACGACCUGCCUUUGUCAGCUGGGUUUCUUGAAGGUUGCUCGCCCAGACCUGCUCAGCUCGCACAUCUCCAAGUUGGCUGCUAUCAACGGUACCGAGCAGGUCUGCGAGAAGAUCGUCCAGCAGCUGGAGACCGCUCUCCGUGAGGUCGAGGUCCCCGCUGCUUGGGGCACUGUCGAGGAAGACGUGCAGCCCAUUCGUCUGCCCGCAGACAUCAACGUCAACAGCUUCGCUCCCUUUGACCGCACUGAGAUUGAGCCACCAACACUGCUCAAGGACUGGAAGAUCGCUGCCCAGGGCCUUGCGUUCAAGGAAGCCUUCGGCACUGAAACAGUGCUUCGUCCUGAGCUGGGUGUCAAGACUUCAGUGGUCACUGUCAAGGAGAAGCGCCGCCUCACUCCUGAGAACUACGAUCGUAACAUCUUCCACAUUGAGUUCGAUCUCGGCAACACAGGCGUCACCUAUGCCAUUGGUGAGGCUCUCGGUAUCCACGCUGAGAACGACAAGGCCGAGGUUGAAGAGUUCAUCAAGUGGUAUGGUCUCAACCCCAACGAGAUUGUUGAGGUACCUUCUCGCGAAGACCCCGACGUCUUGGUCAACCGCACUGUCUACCAGUCCCUGAUUCAAAACAUUGACAUCUUCGGCCGCCCUGGCAAGAAGUUCUACGAGGAUCUUGGCAACUUCGCCAGCGACGAGCAGGAGAAGCUGGCUCUCCAGACUCUCUGCACCGGUGACGGUGCUACAGAGUUCAAGCGUCGCGCUGAGGUCGACACAAUCACCUACGCCGACCUUUUGCUCGAGUUCAAGUCUGCUCACCCGUCAUUCCACGACAUCGUUCGCAUCGUCGCCCCCAUGAAGCGUCGCGAGUACUCCAUUGCCUCUUCGCAACACGUCACCCCCAACUCCGUCAGCCUGUGCAUUGUCACCGUCAACUGGGUCGACCCCCAGGGUCGCGACCGCUUCGGCCAGGCCACCCGCUACCUCAAUGGCCUCCGCGUCGGCAGCCCCGUCACCGUCUCCGUCAAGCCCUCCGUCAUGAAGCUCCCCGCCAAGUCCACCGCGCCCAUCAUCAUGGCAGGUCUCGGCACCGGUCUCGCGCCCUUCCGCGCCUUCGUCCAGGAGCGCGCGUACCAGAAGCAGCGCGGCGAGGAAAUCGGCGAGGUCCUGCUGUACAUGGGCUCCCGCCACCAGCGCGAAGAGUACCUGUACGGCGAGGAGUGGGAGGCGUACCAAGACGCCGGCAUCAUCACCCUGCUCGGCCGCGCCUUCUCGCGUGAUCAGCCCCAGAAGAUCUACAUCCAGGACCGCAUGAGGCAGACGCUGACUGAUAUCCGCCGCGCGUACCUCGAGAAGGAAGGUAGCUUCUACCUCUGUGGACCUACGUGGCCCGUGCCGGAUGUUACGGAGGUGCUGCAGGAGGCUGUCGAGGUUGAUCACAAGCUGAAGAACCCCGAUGCGAAGAAGAUCAACAGCAGGAGGGAGAUCGAGACGCUCAAGGAUGAGGGCCGUUACGUGCUUGAGGUUUACUAGAUGUGCGUGUUGGGAUAGUGUAGAUCGUUUGCUUCGUAGCGGAUAUCAAUACUUAGACUUUCGGACUUCUGAA
Messenger RNA from Boeremia exigua, 3603 nucleotides. RefSeq lists its product as uncharacterized. Gene Ontology annotation, cellular component: cytosol. The record is from RefSeq and is a predicted model, not a curated record. Bases 288 to 3530 code for a protein of 1080 amino acids. The transcript has a single exon. Gene Ontology annotation, molecular function: oxidoreductase activity, acting on the aldehyde or oxo group of donors; flavin adenine dinucleotide binding; sulfite reductase (NADPH) activity. NCBI's taxonomy places the organism in Eukaryota, Fungi, Ascomycota, Dothideomycetes, Pleosporales, Didymellaceae.